GUGCUGAGCGACUCCUUGGAAACCAAGUGCAAAUGCCACGGUGUUUCAGGCUCCUGCUCAGUGAAGACCUGUUGGAAAGGUCUCCCAAGCCUGGGUGAAAUUGCUGCUGACCUCAGAUCCAAGUACCUGGCAGCGAUCAAGGUGACCCACCGGCUCCUGGGGCCCAGGAGGCAGCUCGUACCCAAAGAAACGGACAUGAGGCCGGUGGGAGAGACGGACCUGGUCUAUCUGGUCAACUCUCCAGACUACUGCACCGUGAACCCCCAGCUGGGCUCUCUGGGGACACAGGACAGGCAGUGCAACAAGAGCUCCGCGGGCAGCGACAGCUGCGACCUGAUGUGCUGCGGCCGGGGCUACAACACCUACACGGAGGAGGUGCUGGAGCGGUGCCACUGCAAGUACCGCUGGUGCUGCUACGUGGCGUGCAGGACGUGCCGGCGCGCGGUGCACAGACACGUCUGUAAAUGA
Tinamus guttatus (white-throated tinamou) is the source of this 468-nucleotide messenger RNA. NCBI's taxonomy places the organism in Eukaryota, Metazoa, Chordata, Aves, Tinamiformes, Tinamidae. The record is from RefSeq and is a predicted model, not a curated record.